AUGGAUCCAUGUUCUGUUGGAAAUCAACUGCAAGCUAGCAAAGAUUGCUAUAAAACAUUCUUUUCCUGUCACAUCACCUUCAAGACUAAUCAACAAUUAUCAACUGAUCUGUUGCUACUUCAGUUUAGGAGUGGAAUAACUCUUUUACAGAAUCAUACUAUCUAUUUUCAUCAUGCUUAAGUUUAACUUGAUAGGUAUGAAGACUUGCAGAAGUUAUGUUGUGAUCCUUUUAUUAUGCACAAAAAACUUCCAAGGAAAAUUUUGCAUGCUAUUGGCAUAGAUGAUGUGGCUUUUCUAAGUGCCAAGUUUGGACGGCAGUUUGGACCUGGCUGGAAACUUUGUCCAAAAUGCACACCGAUAAUUAGUGGAGAUGCUGAGGCUGAUUUUGAUGACCGUCAGUGAAGGAGGCUUGAUUCAGAUAUAUGCAUAUUGUCUAUAUCUGUUCAGGGGCGUACAGCUAAGACCUUGAAGUCCUUACAGUUUGCUCAUCCGGGACGACAUACUGAAUUUGCUCCAGAAGCAAACAAAAGGGAGAAAAGAAGGCUACAAACAAAAAGUACAUCCAUUAAUUCAGACAGGCAACUAAUACCAGCAAAGAGCAAAGUAUACGAUAGCCAAGGACUUCUGCUUUAUAGUGGGAUUGAUCUCUGUGACUGUCUUGAUGAAGAUUGCCUUGGAUGUUUCUAUGCUUGCCCCAAAUGUCGCUCCAACAAAUGUGGCCCUGAAUGUCGCUGUGACCGCAAGUGGCUGUAUGAGCAAAUUGAGAUAGAAGGGGGAGAAAUAAUUCGCAAUAAGCAUGUGGGAUAGCCUACGUGCCGUAUUC
Euleptes europaea (tarantolino) is the source of this 823-nucleotide messenger RNA. RefSeq names its product ADP ribosylation factor like GTPase 14 effector protein (gene ARL14EP). Gene Ontology annotation, cellular component: intracellular membrane-bounded organelle. The transcript is spliced from 3 exons. The record is from RefSeq and is a predicted model, not a curated record. Lineage: Eukaryota; Metazoa; Chordata; Lepidosauria; Squamata; Sphaerodactylidae.